ACGUCAGUCAAUGUUAUUUGAAGGCUCGUAGCUCUCAUUGUUUAUAUUGUAAAAAUCUGUAAAAUAAAUCUAUUUAACUGUUUUUGUUUACAUAAAAAUUAAUUUUAACUACCUCGCAACAUAGUUCAUCGAUCCAGGACAAUGACUAUCUACAAUUUGUAUAUUUUUGACCGAUAUGGCACGCUGUUAUAUUACGGAGAAUGGAAUAGGACAAAACAAUCGGGAAUGUCUAGAGAGGAGGAGGGCAAAUUGAUGUAUGGGAUGCUGUUCUCAAUAAAAUCAUUUGUUGCCAAAAUAUCUCCACUGGAUCCAAAAGAAGGAUUCAUGAAUUAUAAAACCUCAAAGUAUACGCUGCACUGUCUUGAAACUCCAUCCGGCUUAAAAUUUGUUAUGAACACAGAUAAUCAAGCACAAGGAGUCAGAGAGCUACUGAAAAAGAUAUAUGGUGAAAUCUACGUCAAGUAUGCUGUAAGGAAUCCUCUUUGCGGCAUUGGGGAACCUAUCACAAGUGAACUAUUUAAAAAUAAACUAGAUGCUUUUGUGAAACAAACUCCCAUACAUGUUAGAGCAUCAUAAUAAACUUUUCUAUUUAUUA
This is a messenger RNA of Helicoverpa zea (corn earworm), 595 nucleotides long. It is a transcript of the gene Bet5, whose product is annotated as trafficking protein particle complex subunit 1. Gene Ontology annotation, biological process: endoplasmic reticulum to Golgi vesicle-mediated transport. The transcript has 2 exons. Lineage: Eukaryota; Metazoa; Arthropoda; Insecta; Lepidoptera; Noctuidae. The coding region runs from base 142 to 576 and encodes 144 amino acids. Gene Ontology annotation, cellular component: TRAPP complex. The record is from RefSeq and is a predicted model, not a curated record.